AUGGCUGUGCAUUCCGCCAAAGUCUUGGCUGUACUGUUGGCAGCUGCUUGCCUCCAGUGGUCCGUCGCAGAGCCAGACCAUGAGGGCAACUGCGCUAUGCAAGUCGGCAUCCGACGAAAGUCCGGCGGCGACUUUGGUGACGAUGACACCCCGGCAAAGGCGGUGGAUCCUCCAACGGCACCUGCUAGCGAGGCGACAGCGGAGGAACCCGCAGCAGAGGAACCCAUGGCUGAGGAAGCUGCCGAAGAGGAACCUGCAGCAGAGGAAACCGCAGCAGAGGAACCCGCAGCAAAGGAACGCGCAGCAGAGGAAUCGGCUGUGGAGGAACCUUCUGUGGAGGAGCCCGUUGCAGAGAUUCCCGACGUAGAGGAAACCGCUGCCACCAUCGUCGAACCUGCAGACGAGUCAGAGAUGGAGGAGCCUGCAUCAGCGGAGGCAUCCGAUGCCGGCAUCUUUUCCGACGCCGCCGGUGCAAGUGGAGCCAAGAAGCAUCCAGCCGCCAAGGGCCAGGGAAAGUGGGCGCAGGCCCACAAGAAGGAAGCCAGCCAUGGUAAGGCGUCUGCUGGAAAAUCCGCCGGAGGAAAGAAGGCAGGCAAGUGGGCGGGCAAGUCCAACCAUGCGAAGGCGGCGAAGGCCAACGCAACCGACUCUGACUUCGUGCAGGUGAUGAUUGACAGGUUCUUGAACAAGAAGGUCCCAUCCAAGAACGAGGAUGUGUCGGAACAUGCCCCGUUGGUCUUCAUGCACCAGCACCGCGCCGGAGGCACCACUAUGCGAAAGUUGCUCUACAACCAGUCCGUGAACAUGAAGCUGUCGCCGCACAUCAUGUGCUCCGGUGGUGUUUCUUGCAGGGAGUUUAAGAACAACGAUGCCAAAGCCGCAGUCUACGGUGGCCAGUUCUGCUGGCGAGAGCUCAUGGAGAGCUUGCCGGAGAAGAAGGUUUCUUGUUUGACCAACUUCCGCGAACCUGUGGCGCGCAUCCAAUCCUGCUACCACAACCGGCUUGUUCACACGAAGAAGAUGCUUGGCCUGGACAGCCUCCUUUCACUUUGUUGUAGGAUUGCUCCAGCAUGCAUGGGCAAGUUGGAGCCGAGCAAGUUGAAGUCGCUGCUGCAGAACUACGGUUGUGUGAACGAGCUCCUCGGCCAGUACCAGCCUUUCCGGCGCCUGGGUCAUUGUGGUCUCAAGCCAGCAGAUAUCAAGGACAAGAAGGCCCGCAUGCUGAGCUGGAACACGACCCUUGAGCACCUCGCCGAAUGCGUACCUGUAUUGGUGGACAAGCAGGAGACGUAUGCGGCUGCCGUGAAGUAUUUCCCGCAGUUCAAGCAGGACCGCCGUAUGUGCCUGGAACGACUGGUUGCGAGGGUCUUUUGGCAGAUGAAGAAGCUGAAGCUGAACGAGAACGAAAACACCGAGGAGUGCGCAAUCCCGGACACCCACAUGGCUGUCAUCAAGGAGCUGGCAUCCGAGGUUAAGCCUGCAGCCAACCUGCCGGCGUGGGCCAUCGCUGCCCAGGUGGCCUCAGUGGUCGAGGCUCCCGUGCAUAGUGUCGUGUUCAUGGGCAUGGGCGAGCCAUUGCUCAAUUACACGGAAGUGUCGCAAGCUAUCCUCCUUCUCCAGCAGGAGGAGGCCCUUUCUCGAAGAUGGGCCUUGACUGUGAGUACCGUCGGCGUCGCGCCUAGAAUUGAGAGCUUGGCGGCAGAUCAUCCGGAGGUGGCUCUGGCUGUGUCGUUGCAUGCGCCCACACAAGAGCUGCGGGCGCAACUGCUUCCUAGCAGUUCAAGGCGGUGGUCCCUCGCGGAGGUGAUGCAGGCGGUGCAGUUCCACGAAGAUGCAGUGGGGCGAGUGCCAAUGUUUGCCUACACCCUUCUGCCCGGUGUGAACGAUUCGGAGGCGAAUGCAUCUGAGCUAGCAGAGCUCCUGCUUGAGAGGCGGUCCCAGGGGGCCCCGCGGCCGUUCGUGAAUCUGGUGCCCUACAAUGUGACCGAGGCCGGUGCCGCAGCUGGUUACGAGGUGCCGACAGCCAAGCAGCUGCAAGAAUUUCGGGCGCUGCUCCGGUCGAAAGGGCUGCGGGCUACAGUCAGGUGGAGCACAACGGAGGGUCGCGCCAUGGGGGCAGCCUGCGGACAGCUGGCGGCCCGCUCUGCGGUGGCCAGCCAGAAGCAGGCGACAGAUGUUUCGGGCGAUGCUGAGUCUGCUCCACCAGGAGAGGCCCUGCUGACCUGGCGCCUUCAUCGCUCUCGAAGAGAGGAGGCGCUGGCUAUCGUGCGCGAGCAUGCGUCGGAGCUCAAUCCCAUCCAUGUCAGCGCUGCCUUUGUUACCCUCGCCCGCAGCACAGCAAGACACCAGGCCUCAAAGACUGGGCUCUGGGCAGACGAAGGCUUUCGGUCUUUGCUGCGUCGCACAGAGGAACUUCUCGCAGAACCUUUCAGUGCACAGUGCUGUGCCAAUGUCAUCUGGUCCCUGGCAAAGCUCCGGGUGAAACCAGGCAAAGAUUUCAAAGUGCUUCUGUUCAAAGCAGCAGAGCAGGAGAUCUCCAAUUUCUGGCCGCGCAACUUGGCCAACAGUCUGUGGGCUGCUGCAAGACUUCGCUGCCGAGCAUCCGGUAUCGGUGCCGGAUUUUUCCACCAGGCAGCGGAGCGGCUUGCAGUGGCUGCACCAAAGAUGACGCCCGUGGAGAUCUCCAACAGUGUUUGGGCUCUGGCCCAGAUACGCCAUCAGCUCAGCUUACGCAUGGCUCCAUUAUGUUCCUUCUUGUGGUUUAUAUAUAUGAUCCUAAAAGGUAAUCCCGCAAAGGAACUAGGGUAA
Molecule: messenger RNA, 2808 nt
Organism: Symbiodinium sp. CCMP2456
Lineage: Eukaryota; Dinophyceae; Suessiales; Symbiodiniaceae
Source: the annotation of a GenBank genome assembly